AUGCAGGAAGCAGAUAAAAAUAAAGUCGUUGUUCUUCCACUCGGAUCGCUGGAGCAGCAUGGUCAUCACUCUCCACUACUGACGGAUACCUAUCUUGUGACCGCAGUAGCGCAGCGGGUCGAACAAGAACUCAGUGAGCAGAUCUAUCUGCUACCGACGUUAUGGCUUGGUGCAUCGGAUCAUCAUCUAGAUCGCCCUGGCACUGUGAGCGUCCCCAAUCACAUUUACACGCUGAUGAUUAAAAACAUCGUCAGGUCUUUCGCCAAGGCAGGGUUUCAGCGUGUGUUUUUGCUCAAUGGUCACGGAGGCAAUGUUGUUCCGGGUACGCAAGCAAUCACAGAGCUAGCGAACGAAUCGGAUAUUUAUGACAAUAUGUGGAUUGCGCUGUCCUCUUAUUGGACGGUGGCUGAACCGGCGAUGGCACCAGAACACCACGGGAUGGAGACGCCGCAUCUGACGCAUGCCUGUGAGUACGAAACCUCAAUGAUGUUGUUCUUGCACGGCGAGAUCAUGCGGAUGGACCGGGUGACGUCCAGUCCGCCACUGAUAGAUUCGCCGUUUUACCACAGCGAGCACGGCGGACGCAUCAAUGUCGGCAAGCGAUUAGUCACGUGGGCACCUACCGGGGCAAUGGGGAAACCUCAACACGCCACGCCGGAAAAGGGGGAAUCUUUGCUUAACGCCAUCACCGGUGAGGUGGUAGCCUGCAUCAAGGAUUUCGAGACGUGGUAG
Messenger RNA from Geodia barretti, 732 nucleotides. Lineage: Eukaryota; Metazoa; Porifera; Demospongiae; Tetractinellida; Geodiidae. The record is from the annotation of a GenBank genome assembly.